Messenger RNA from Porites lobata, 1741 nucleotides. The record is from the annotation of a GenBank genome assembly. NCBI's taxonomy places the organism in Eukaryota, Metazoa, Cnidaria, Anthozoa, Scleractinia, Poritidae.
UUGGGACAGGAAAAACUUGAGAAAGCAGCUGAGGCAUUUGAAGCAGCUGAUGAUCUUCAUGCUGCCUUUGUAGCUCGCAUGGACAAAUGGAUGCUUGAUAACUAUGCCAGGGCUAUUGAUCUUUUUCGCCGAUUUGAUGUAGAUGGGGAUGGCAGCUUAUCAUAUGAGGAGUUUUAUGCAGGAAUGCGAGACUUAAAUGCACCAGCUAACAAUCUUGAGCUUUAUGUGCUUGCCAAGAAACUUGACAGAGAUAGUAAUGGAUUGCUAGAUUACCUGGAAUUCUCAAAGGGAUUGAAGUAUUAUAAGAAAGAAGAAUGUGUGCAAGAUGAUGGCCUACCUGUUUUAAAAUUUGAAAGAGAAGAAUUGGAGCAGUGUCCCUGUUGUAAACUGGGAUUAUGGAAACCUCCCAAAGAAAAGUAUCCGAGGUGAGCUGUUAUUAAACUGCACAUCAAAAUGGAGAUCAGCUUUCUCUAUGCAAGAUGUUCAGUACUGGUGCAGUAAAUACCUGGGACAUAGAAUAUAUUAACUUUAAAAAAGACUAUUGAUUUCUGUUUUCCUUCCUCAGAUACACUGUAUGCUAUUUUUUGUACUGUGUAAAUAUUAAUUAAUUGUUAAGUUAAUUCCAGUGGAGUGAACCCUCUCAAUAUGGAUGCCUGUAAUACAGCAUUACCUCCUUCAAACAGACAACUAAAGUUGGUCCCUGCCUUUCUUUACUCCUUUUAUUCUGCUCUUUUUAAAACAGAUGCACCCCUGUGCUGGUUUGAAAGGUGUCCAAAUUGGAGAGAGUUUACUGUAUCACCUUGCAAUUUAUAUUAAGUCUGUAUUUCUAAGCUUUUUAAGUGCACCAGUAACUUACAAAUGCAGCAGUAUUGUAGGGAUCAGUUGCUUUAUUAGGGACUUUAAGAUCCAACAACGCGGACGACAACGAGAACGUCCAAAAAAACAAUAGGUUCAAUUAGCAAAACUUAAACUUCGCAUGUGCAUCACACUUUUUUGUACAUUUCUUUCCCGUUUUUGCACGACUACGACGUGAAAAUGCCUAAUUUCACGUUUUAUGGAAGACGUAAUCAAGCAACGAUGAAAUUUUAUUUCUCUUUCUGAGCUUGAGUAUGGUCCCUUGAAAUUCAGCUUCGGGAGGGUUUGCCUACAAUAUGAGAAAGUAAGUGGGUAGGAAUAAUUGUUAUAAAGACUGAAAAAACUCAAAUUCACUUUUUAAGUGACGUUCUUGUCGCCAUCGCAUCGUUGGAUCUUAAAGUCCCUAAUGUUGCUUCCCUUGCAUUUUUAAACAACUAUAUAUUUUUGUCAUCUUUUUUUAUGUGUUGCAAGUUGCUUUGAAGUCUGAUAAUUAUUGCUGAUGUUUCAAUCCAGAAAUAUACUGACUUAUAUUUUAAUUUAUAUGUUCAGAUUUAUAAGCAUGGAGCUCAAGUUGGUGACAUUUGCAAAUCUUCCACAGUUAAAGUCCUACCCAGGACAUUUUCAGAUAUUUGUUCAUGCCCAUAUACCAGUUUAUUCCAUUGAGUCUAUUAUCAAUGAGAGAUUUGGUGGUACUGCCAGGAAAGUUGUUAUAUACUGCACUACUAAAGAAGGAAAAAGAGUAGAGAUGGAUCGUCAUAAGACUCUGGAAGAUUGUGGCUUUUCUGGAGGGCCAAGACCAGAACCUCAACUUGUGGAGUUAUUAUAUGACUUUGAUGUAGAAUAUAACGACUGUCCUAUUCUUAUGAGUGACCAUUACUUCACUUAA